This is a messenger RNA of Parus major (Great Tit), 6053 nucleotides long. It is a transcript of the gene C1QTNF6, whose product is annotated as C1q and TNF related 6. The record is from RefSeq and is a predicted model, not a curated record. Gene Ontology annotation, molecular function: protein binding. Lineage: Eukaryota; Metazoa; Chordata; Aves; Passeriformes; Paridae. Bases 2807 to 3586 code for a protein of 259 amino acids. The transcript is spliced from 3 exons.
UUUAUGUUUGUGUGUGUGUGUGUGUGUGUGUGUGUGUAUAGCAGGACAGAUGAUUCACACGUGCCACAGGGGAGCUGAGCUGUACACAGGGGCUAUAGAGGACAGAAAACAUUAAUUUUCUUCUCCAUACCUCUGGUAGAGAGGGGUAAUAGUAUGGAUGCAGCCACUGAGGUAGAGACAGUCUUUGUCCCCCUACUUUGUCACUGUUGGGGUGGGUAUAGGAAAAGAGAGGAAAUGGAGGAGGAGGAAACAGCUGCUUUUGAGCAGGGAUAGUUGCAGUAUGAUCUGGACAGUGCUUCCCUGGGCUGCCUCCAAGGCAAAGUGUGUGAUGAGCGAGAGCGAAGAUCGUUGGGCACACAAGGUGCCCUCAGGCUUGAACUGCAUUUUAAAAUAUGGCUGGCACAGGUUUACUGGAUAGAAUUCUCAAAAUCUCCUGCAAAUGUGGCUGCCCUGGCAAAAUAUUGCUGGUACACACUGUUCUCUUCAGGGAGCAGGGCAAUAUCACCCUAACAAAUGUAUCUUUACUGGCAUAAACUUCUGCCCAGCUGGGCAAUGCCACCAGAGCACAUCUUUGUUUUCUGGCUCUUGGCAUGUCCCUAUUCAGCCCAGAUGAGACAUUAAAUAUGAAGUCCUGCUUCCUCCCCACUGUGAGCUGUUCUUGCAGUCAGAUGAGGCACAGGCAAAGGCCCCAGCUGAUGAGGUCCCCUGUGAAGAACAUCUGCUUGGUUGUGAGCAGCUCAGGAGUGCAGAUGGAAAUGUGGGAUGGAAAUGAGGACAAUGGCCUCCCUGCUACCUGUUUCCCUUGGAAGGGUGGAAGAGGCCAGGCAAAAGGCCAAGAACUGCAAAAGUGGGUAGUGUCAUGUUUGGAAAUAAGCCAGGCAGGAAAACCUGAGAGAGGCACUGCAGGAGCCUUUUUGGGACAGAGAAGAGCUUUGUCUUCAGUAUCAGUCUCUAAGUUUUCAUGCACCCCAGAAAAUUUACUUGCCUAUAAUAGUACUGUCAGCUGCCAAAAUUCCCACCAGCAGCAGUCAGGAGUAGACAACAUGACUGAUCACAAAAACCCUCUUCUGUCAGCUGCUAAGGCUCCAUUAGCAAGAAGUAUUGCCCUAACCUUCCCCCCCUGCUCUCAAAAGGGGAAACUGAGGCACAGAUGAACGUGGGCAACUUGCAGUGGACUUCAUUGUACAUCAGUGCUGGAGCCUUUUGAGGAGCUCAUGCACUCAGCAGUGAAUUUCUCCGUCCUCUUCCUGCCCCAGCUGGAAGGCAUGUUCACUCCAUGUUCAUUGAGCUCCAGGCUGACAGGCAGCCUGAGAAUAUCUCCAGGCCUCCCAGCCCCCAUUCCUCCCUUCCCCCCACAGCUCACAGUACAUAUUUUCCCAGAGUUUUCCGCUUGCUUCUCCAGUGGUUCUGGGGUCCUGCCAAACGCCAGCCACUCUCUGGGAAGCGGGGCCUCCCAUUCCUAAACCAAACAAAUGGGAGAAGGGAAACAGGGGAAAAAAAAGGCCCAGCACACACAGACACGCUCAAAACCUUAUUCCCCUCAGAAACCUUGGAGCCUUCUGCAGCUCCUACUGGAAAUUGCAGGAGGCACACCGCUGACUUGGCAUUUCUGACUCCUGCAGAACAGAGGAGUUGUCCAUCCUUCCUUCUGCCUCCCAAAUGUCUGUAUGUGUACACCCCCCCACAUACCCAGGGUAUAAAUACCCAGGUCAGUUUUGGUGCAGGGUAGAAUCUUCUAAUCCUCUUCCCAACAGACUCCACAGUGUGAGAAAAAUCUCCCAUCUCUCCCACCCUGCGUUCUUCUCCCCCCCAAAAUGCCCUUCAUUCCAGCGUUCUGGUGCAGCCACAUUGUGCAUACCCCAAAGGCACAAGCUUGUCAGCUUGGCGCCAAGCUGGGGACAAUGGUCAGAGCCAGGGUUUGUUUCCAGAUCCCCAGUUUUGCUGGCAGGCAGCUCCCAGCAGCCAGGCUCUGCUUCAGACCAGGCACACCCCUCCCAUCCAAAAUGCUCGGCCUGGGACCUAAACAGGGGACAUGACCAGGGGAUGACACGUGCUGGAGCACAAGGCUUGGGGCUCUGCCCAGGCAGAGGGGAUGACCAGAGAGGGAAAAAAACUGAUGCCUCUCCCAGUUGGCAGCUGCUCCUGCUAGAAAUAUCAUGCCUGGGGCAGGAGGCCACAGUGACGUGCAGGAAAAACAAUGCAGGAGAGAAUGAAAGAUGAAGUUUGGGGACUAUGAGUGGGUCAGGCACAGCUGGGGAGAGAGUGUGGCCAAGUGAAGGACUCAAGCAUGGGACAAGGGACUGUCCCAUGUGCCAAAGACUGAGGGCAGAAUCCUGCCGCAUCCUGCCUGAAGGAAAGUCUGUCUCUUGCACCAAUGCACCUUACCUUGUCCAUCCUGAGAUGCCAAGGGUGGCACACUGCCCCGCUGCUGUCCACCCCUUGCACAGGGCACAGUCUGUGCUGACUGCAUUUUUUGCUGGCUGGAAGUGAAAAGGCAGAGAAUAAAACCAAACCAACAACACGUACAAGGAAAAGGCACUUCCUAGGAAAGAGUUAAAAAGACGCUGAAACCCAAGCCGGUUUAGGAUGGAGAGCACCCAAAGCCAGGGAGGGAGAAGGAGGGAGAGGAGAGGGGAGGGAGCCGGUCCAAGCCUAGCUUGCGCACCCAGCCAGCGCUGAGCAGUGCCUGUGCCAAGAGCCGGCUUCCUUAAAGCCAUGGGCCCGGGGGCCUGCCCUGCAGGCAGAGGGGAGCCGGCGAGCAGGGGCUGGGAAGCGAGGAGGGGAGCCUUGGGCCCCGGAGGUCACCAUGGACAUAACCUACCUGCGCACAUCCCUGACCUUCCUUUUUCUCCCUCUUGUUGUGUUUGGGGCACCCGCUGAUGAACCCAACCUCACAGAACCAGGCCCUGGUGCUUGCAAGCGCUGUUGUGACUCACUGGACUCUUCCACAGAUACCCCACCAGUCCCUCCCAGCCACCACCACUUUCCCUACCCAGUGCCAGAGGUCCGUCCCUAUAUCAACAUCACCAUUCUGAAGGGAGAGAAAGGAGAUCGGGGAGAGCCUGGGAUGCCAGGGAAAUGGGGCAAAGAAGGACCACGAGGCGAGCGGGGCGCCCAGGGCCAGAAAGGCAGUAAAGGACAGAUGGGCACAGCGGGAGACCCCUGCAAGCAUCAGUACGCUGCGUUCUCCGUCGGUCGCAAGAAAGCGCUGCACAGCAGCGAGGGCUUCCAGGUCUUGAUCUUUGACACCGUCUUUGUCAACCUCUACAGCCACUUCGACAUGUUCAAUGGCAAGUUCUACUGCUCAGUGGGCGGACUUUACUAUUUCAGCCUCAAUGUCCACACCUGGAACUUCAAGGAGACCUACAUGCACAUCAUGCACAACGAAGAAGAGGCGGUCAUCCUGUAUGCCCAACCCAGCGACCGCAGCAUCAUGCAGAGCCAGAGCCUGAUGCUGGAGCUCCAGGAAAAUGAUGAGAUCUGGGUGAGGCUCUACAAGCGGGAGCGGGAGAAUGCCAUUUACAGUGAUGAUGUUGAUGUGUACAUCACCUUCAGCGGGUACUUGGUCAAGCCCAGCAUUGAAUAACUGCCUCUCAUCUUCCUUGGGGCCUCUUAGGCCUUUUCCUUUUUCCUCUCUCUCUCUGUCUCAAUCUUUCUCUCUCUUUACUGCCCGUAACCACUGCAAACCACUUGGAAAUGGGCCUGUCAAAUCUCAGGCACUGAGUGUGAAACUUGUCAUGCUGGCUCCCACCUCACCUUCUCUUGUAGCCAGGCCUGUAUCUGUCCACUUUCCAUCAUGGCACUACCACCUCUUGCCCCUCACCUCAUAACCCCACCUUAGGUUAUUGGCUUCUCAAUCUGCCAGCAAGCUCCCUCUGGCAUUUAGGCUUCUAGAGCAAGAGGAAAGCUAAAAUGCUGCUCCUGGGCCUGUGUCUCUCUCUGGGGCUUCAUACAUAAAGGUCUCCUGUGGAAAGGACUAGAGAGUCCCCACUGCCAAGGUACAUCCUGGCUCCUCUCCAUCCUAACUAGACAUACCAAUUUUGCAGCCUCAAACAAGGUCUUAAUGUCACCUCUGGUAUCUGAAUUCUGGAGAGGGGACUGGGGUCUGAUGGUCUCCUGUAGCACAAGGAAGAUGUAGGAGCACUGAGAGAAGAUAUUGUCUUUCCAAAAAGGGAGCUGUUGGCCUUCUAAACUGGCUUUCCAUGGACAUCCUUCUCUGUCACAGAGUCCAGGCUGAUUGUCAAACCUAGACCUGGUGGGAUUUUCCUCCUCUGUGCCAGCUCUAGCUCUUCAGAGAGAUGAAGGGCCAGACACCUGGCCAGACCCUUCAUGGGCAUCUGCCCAUGAAUCAGUAGAGGCAACCAUUCUGUUCCCACUAGUGAUCGCAGUACAGAAUGAGAGAGAGAGAGAGAGAAAACCUUGAAGCCCCCCUCCCACACCUCCCCUGGGGUGCUACUCAGUCUUGGCUCAUGAGCUGUGGGAAGCUAGUCCAGAGAGCGAACCCAAAUCUGCUCUCCUUUGCAGAGGUGCCAUUUCAUUGUCCUCCUGAAGGUGGUUCUCCCACACUGGUGUUGAAGGACCACUGUUUCAGGGCCUGAGCUCGAGGCUGUAGAGGCAAUUGCAGUUCAGUCAAUUCCAAACCUGAGCAGGCUGUCACUUCUUUGCCUCUGUGGUGGAACAGAGUUAGAGGUGAGACCACAGCACCUUGCCCAAGGGUUAAAAGCUUCCCUGCCGUAUCCUCCAUGCCCUUUUCUGGCAAUCUCAUCAGAGUAACUGAGAAAAGCAUGUGACUAAAACAAACCCUGUCUCUUUUUGUCAGGUUGGAGAUGUCGCAGUGAGAAAGGAAUGCCAGUGGUAGGGUUUUCUAGUACUAUUUAUAUUGGUCUCACCCUGCUCCCACUCACAUUCCUCUGGAGGGGAUGCUGCAGUCCUGGGGGGAGCAGGUGAGGCUGGCUCAGCACUUUAGGAAACCUACUUCCACAUGUUGUGAUGCUCCCACAAACAGCAGUGCCAAGACUUGUCUCUUUUUUGAGUCUCAGGGCAGGACAAGCAGGAGAAAUGCAGGUAUUUCUCCUCUGCUCAUCAUGAUCAUGAAAUCUUCCGACUUAACCGGGUUCUGCUGUCUCAUGAUUAGCCACAGUCUCUGCCUAUAGCACCUGGGACUUCCAGGGCUCUUCCAGACGAGCUGUGCAUCAUUAUACAAGAUUAGGUUUGGUACACACAGACCAGGGUAGUAUAGGAACAGGGACCAAGGCUAAAUAUUAAAACUGACCUUGAAAAAAUGGCAGGGCAUUUUCUCUCUUAUCCUCUUUACUUGCUCUCCAUGCUUUUCUAGGGAAGCUGUACAGACUGUAGUGAGUCUUAGGAAAUUUGCUCUGGAUCCUCCCCACCGCUGUCAAUGAGACAAUGGGUGUAAAAAACAAAGUUUCACUAAGGCGAGGCUGAUUUUUUCACAGGGAAACAUGUGAUGAAGGGAUCAUGGAAACUAAAGGAGACUGUGAGUUUCUUCCUCUCCCUUAGCAGGUGCAGUGUGUGGAAUUGCUCAGAGACGGGAUUUCAGAUAGCAGAGGAAGCAGAAAGCUGCAGGUGAUGCUCAGGACCGAAUCCCUUUCUCUCUUCCCCAACAGGCUGCAAACCCAGAUACAGUCUAUUUACAGUGUAUAGUGCCCCAUGCCUCCCUGAAGAGAAGCAAGCCUCUCUAACACUGAAUAUCCCCAUAAGCAAGCUUCCUUCUUUCUCCUUUCCUAUUUGGUGAUUGAAUGUUGGUGACAGGUCUCCUGUGCUUCCCAUCAGCAGCCAGAGGGUGCCUGAUGCACGUGAGAGGAGGGCAGGGGGGGCAAAGGGUGUGUUUAACAGGCUUCUGGUGCUAAACAAGAUGGCAUUCCCUUGGUGCUAAAUCAGAUUUCAGGAGUAUUGGGUGCUUUCUGGAAAGUGUAGUAGGCUGAGUUGUGAUGUACUCUGGAAUUAAUGGUGCUUUAUGUAACAAAACCAAACAAACUCCAAGAACUUUUGUAUAUAUAUAUUUUUUCAGUGGUAUUAAACUUUUUUCCUUG